Schizophyllum commune H4-8 is the source of this 714-nucleotide messenger RNA. RefSeq lists its product as uncharacterized. The coding region runs from base 1 to 714 and encodes 237 amino acids. NCBI's taxonomy places the organism in Eukaryota, Fungi, Basidiomycota, Agaricomycetes, Agaricales, Schizophyllaceae. The transcript is spliced from 3 exons. The record is from RefSeq and is a predicted model, not a curated record.
AUGCGCUCUUCUGCGAGUGCCAUGAACACCUUGUGUACCUCUGCCCUCAAAUCGAGGCCACUUUUGAGCGCCGUGGCAUGCGCGCUUGUCAUACAGCUUUCAAGUCUUCCCAAAACCGCAGCUUUCGAAGUCUGCAGCGACGGCCAAAUCGCCAACGCGUGCGACCAUAGUGGGCCGACAUUCAGCAGCGACGGCUUCGACAAGAUACCCAUCAUCAUAGGUGUGGUAGUCGGUGUUUUCUUCCUCCUCUUCAUUGCCGCGGGCACCUUCGCUUUCUAUCGCUGGCGCCGCAUCCGUAGGUUCCAAGAAGAGUACAGACGGCGUGCGCAGGAAGGCCUACGCGCCGAGAACGCUGCCUACGGUCCACCGUACGCUGGAGGACCCGCAUUCACGGGAGGAACGGCAGGCCAAAUACAUAUGAUGUCGGGCCAACCUGCCUUGAUCACGACCCAUCAUGCCGCAAUGAGUCUGCACACGAUGGGGAGCCCACCUACACCUAUGAUGAGCCCACCCACCACGACGCGCUCAUGGUUCGGGACCUCCGCGUACGAACCAGUUGGGCAACCGGCGGACGCGUAUCAUCCUCACGUUGGCGGGUUCGGUGGCAUGGACUCCUUCCACCAUGGCGGGAUGCAGUUGCAUGAUUACUCGACUGGUGGGGGGAUGGGACAUAGCUCCGGUGGGAUGGGGAUGAGCUCGUCGAGUGGGAUAUGA